AUGGCUCCAACGCUAGAACUCAACGAGAGGGCUGCUGUUGACAAGAUUCUCGUUAAGUCCCUCCCCAAAAAUGGCAGCACUAGCACUGCUCGCCUCGAACUUGAGAACCCAGAGAAGCACGACAGGGUUCUGAAGGUUUUUAGAGCUUUCAUCGCGGACCUUUGCCAGCAUUUCAAUGGUGGACACCCUGGCUCCGCUAUGGGUAUGGCAGCCAUUGGUAUUGCCCUCUACAAGUACGUCAUGAGGUACUCUCCCAACAAUUGCGAGUACUUUAACCGUGACCGCUUCGUUCUGUCCAAUGGACAUGCCUGUCUGUGGCAAUAUCUGUUCAUGCACCUUGUCGGUGUUAAGAGCAUGACCCUCGAGCAGCUCAAGUCAUACCACUCGACAAAGACCGAUUCCCUCUGCCCCGGCCAUCCAGAAAUCGAAAAUGAGGGCGUUGAGGUUACGACGGGCCCCCUUGGCCAAGGAGUCGCUAACGCAGUUGGUCUCGCCAUGGCAACCAAAAACCUUGCCGAGACAUAUAACAAGCCUGGCUUCGAGUUAGUGAACAACAUGACGUGGUGCAUGAUCGGUGAUGCCUGCCUACAAGAAGGUGUUGGACUAGAGGCAGUCUCCCUCGCUGGUCAUUGGAGACUUAACAACCUCUGCAUUAUUUAUGACAACAACUCAAUUACUUGUGAUGGCACUGCUGAUGUUGCCAAUACUGAGGAUAUCAAUGCAAAGAUGGAGGCUACCGGAUGGAAUGUACUGAAUGUCUUUGACGGAGAUUCAGACGUGGCUGGCAUCGUCAAAGCCCUCAUCGCGGCCCGAUCAAGUGAUAAGCCGACCUUUAUCAACAUUCGAACAACUAUCGGCUUCGGAUCUACCGCAGCGGGUAACGCAAAAACACAUGGAGCAGCUCUCGGCGUCGACGACGUGGCCAACAUCAAGAAGUCGUUUGGCUUAGACCCCAAUGAGCAUUUCCACAUCCCACAAGAUGUCUACGACCUGUUCGCAGAUGUUCGUGUCCGCGGCGAUGCCUACGAGGCCGAGUGGCUCCAGACCGUUCAGAGAUACAAGAAAGAGGAUCCCGUGCUUGGGACAGAAUUCGGCCUUCGUGUCUCUGGGAUGAUGCCCGAUGAUUGGACGAAGUGCAUCCCCAGCAGGUCAGAGCUUCCAAUUGAGCCCACGUCAUCGCGAAAGUCUGCAGGUAUUGUAACAAAUAUCCUUGGAGAGAGGAUCAAAUCCUUUUUGGUUGGAACCGCGGACCUGACUCCUUCGUGCCAUGUGGCCUUCAACAACAAGGUCGACUUCCAAUCGCCUGAUCUGCGAACCGCUUGCGGUCUCAACGGAAACUACAGUGGCCGCUAUAUCCACUACGGCAUCCGCGAGCACGCCAUGUGUGCCAUCUCCAACGGCCUCGCUGUAUUUAACAAGGGCACCUUCAUCCCAAUGACGAGUUCAUUCUUCAUGUUUUAUCUGUAUGCCGCCCCAGCCGUUCGAAUGGCAGCCCUCCAGGGACUCCAGCAGAUUCACAUCGCAACCCACGAUAGCAUUGGUACCGGCGAGGAUGGACCGACGCAUCAGCCAAUCGCCCUACCAGCUCUCUACCGAGCCAUGCCGAAUACCCUAUACAUUCGUCCAUGCGACUCUGAGGAGGUGGCCGGUGCUUUCAUCGCUGCUAUCCAGGCCACUGAGACACCGACCAUCAUCUCUCUGUCACGACAGAACCUGACACAGUUCCCGCAACACUCUUCUCGGGACGGCGUGAGCAUGGGCGCAUACGUUUUUGUCGAGGCCGACGAUGGCGACUUCGACGUGACGCUCAUUGGAGUCGGUUCCGAGAUGGGUCUCACGAUGCAGGCUAAGGAUGUGCUUCUCAAGGAGCACGGCAUCAAGUCAAGAGUGGUUUCGUUUCCCUGCCCCAGACUUUUUGAGCAGCAAUCGCGACAGUACAAGCAGUCAGUGCUAAAGCCUCGCUCCGGAAAGCCUACCGUGGUCAUUGAGGCUUAUGCCGCGAAUGGAUGGGAGCGGUACGCUGAUGCAUCCAUGUCCAUGAGGCGAUUUGGAAAGAGCCUUCCAUCCAGGGCGACUUACGAAUACUUUGGAUUCCAGCCUCAUAAUAUUGCAACUAAGAUCAGGAAUCUGGUGGAUGAGGUUAAGAGAGAUGGGAUUGAGAUACUGAGGGGUGAUUUUAGAGAUCUCAAUGGCAGCUUGGGAGUUGGAUUUGAGCAUUAA
Molecule: messenger RNA, 2220 nt
Organism: Fusarium proliferatum ET1
Lineage: Eukaryota; Fungi; Ascomycota; Sordariomycetes; Hypocreales; Nectriaceae
Exons: 5
Coding region: 1-2220 (739 amino acids)
Biological process (GO): pentose-phosphate shunt
Cellular component (GO): cytosol
Molecular function (GO): transketolase activity
Source: RefSeq, a predicted model, not a curated record